GCCAUCACAAUUAAACAAUGAAAUGCAUUUACUAAACUGCUCGCACAAUUCACACUCGCUUUACUGAAUACGUUGCAGUUUAGAGAGGAUAGUUAAAAAACAGAUUCUGGAGUCUGCUGACAGCCCUAACACUCACCAACCCCCAAUGCAACAACAACCCCCCCUUCUCAGAAAACUGCACGUGUAACACAUUCCUAAAUAAACUGGCAAGGAGUUUUGCUGGGGGAGGGAGAAUGCAAUGGAAAAUUACCAGCUUUCCACCUCGAAUCUAAUGCCACUCAAUUGUACCUAUGUUUCCGUCACCGCUCGCAGUAGCCGUCAGUUUUGAGUUUCACGUUUUCCUCAAUUCAUUGUAAUCCCCCACUCGAGACUCCGCUGAUCAGCCUGGCUCGCAUUGAAAACGGGGUUUAGUGCGAGUCACACUGCGAGCGAGCGAGCGUGUAGCAGCAAACCAACUAACGCGAAAGAUGGAUUUUAACUUUCCCCAGUCUGCGAUUUUCGCCGGGAUCUCAGCAUUAUUACUGCAGACAAUCUUGUUGAGCUCAACCGCAGUAAGUCUGGAACCAUACGACCUGCUGUACGCGAGCGGCGUUGAGGCAUUUUAUAGACACGAUUAUGAGAAUGUGGCGCUGUACAUGGAGAAAGCCCUCUCAAGCUACACCGAGCUCCGGCAGACCAAGGUCCGGUGCAGACUCGGGUGCAAUGAUCAGCACCCGUUUGAUGCAUCCUUUUCGGACUUGGCGUUCUUCAGUGCGGUGCUCAAAAGGGCAGCUUGCUUGAACGAAUGCAUGGGGAGUAAAGUGGGACAACAGCUGUCUAUGCACCUGGUCAGUGGGGAUGUCGUUCAAGACUUCAACAGAAGGGUCCCGUAUAACUAUCUCCAGCUAGCUUACUAUAAGUUGAAUCAGCUGGAUAAGGCAUCAGCGGCAGCCCACACAUUCUUCCUGGCCAACCCCGAGCACAUGGAGAUGUGGCAGAACCUGGAGCACUACAAGCUGCAGGAGGGGGUGCAGGAGAGCCACUUCCAGGACAGGGAGGCUCGACCACACCAGCAAGCCUUCACCUCUGGAGUAAAGCACUAUGAUGUAGGGGACUAUGAGGAGGCUAUCUCGUUCUUCGAGGAGGCCCUGCUGGAGUACGGAAAGGCAGACAUGGAGUGCAGGGCGAUGUGUGAGGGCCCACAGAAGUUUGAAGAGUAUGAGUACCUGGAUUAUUACCCCGGCCUGUACAAGGCCAUCUCAGAUCACUACAUGCAGGUCCUGAUCUGUGAACAUGAGUGUGUGCGUGACCUGGCCACCCGCCCCGGCCGGCUGUCCCCGAUGGAGAACUACCUGCCCCUGCAUUACGACUACCUGCAGUUCGCCUACUUCAAGGUGAAUGAGAUUGAGAAAGCACUGGAAUGUGCCUGGACCUACCUGCUCUUUCAUGAAGGAGAUGAAUUUAUUACCGAUAACAUUGAGUUCUACAAGGAGAUUCUAGCUGAGAACAACAGGCCUCAGGACAUCAGACCACGCCAGGAUGCUGAGAGGUAUGUGAGGCGUCACCAGCAGGAACUGAAGAUCCUGCUAAUGGGGAGUGACAGUCUGGAUUUCGUUUACUCAGAGUCGAAUUACUGGAGCACCACGCUUGGCAGAGAGGAUAUAAACAGGGUCCCUUCGGGAACUGCCAUUGGUGUGCUCUCCGGCUCUCCGUCAGAGAAGAGAAACCUGGCUGAAACGCAGGCAGGGCUGCGUGAAGGUGGGCCAGUGCCCUAUGAUGAAGUGCAGGUAGUUUUGGGAUCCGAGGCGCUCAACGGCUCCCAGCGAGUCCUGCUCGACGGAGUCCUCUCCGAGCAGGAGUGCAGCGACCUCAAGAGCGCAGCGCAGACAAUCACUGUCGCUGGGGAUGGAUACAGUGGGAAGAUGUCGCCCCACACGCCCAAUGAAAAAUUCGAAGGUGCAACGGUGCUGAAAGCCCUGCAGUACGGCUAUGACGGGCGGAUCCCACUGAAAAGCGCCCAGUUGUUUUAUGAGGUCAGUGAGAAGGCGCGGAGGACCAUCGAGUCCUAUUUCAUGCUGAACUCCACCCUGUAUUUCUCAUACACCCACCUGGUGUGCAGGACUGCAAUCCAAGGUCAGCAAAGCCAUCGGAACGAUCUCAGCCACCCGAUCCACGCAGAUAACUGCUUACUGGACACUGAGGCCUACGAAUGUUGGAAGGAACCCCCUGCGUACACCUACAGAGAUUACAGUGCUAUUUUAUACCUGAAUGGAGAUUUCGAUGGCGGGGAGUUUAUCUUCACUGAGAUGGAUGCCAAAACAGUCACUGCCUCGGUGAAACCCAGUUGCGGGAGGAUGGUGGGCUUCUCAUCAGGCGGUGAGAACCCGCAUGGCGUGAAGGCCGUCACCAGGGGGCAGCGCUGCGCCGUGGCCAUGUGGUUUACACUAGAUCCACUCUUCAGAGAACUGGAGAGGCUGCAGGCAGACGAGGUGAUGCAGUCUCUAGGUGAUGCACACCGGCUGGACAUUCUCAACCCAAGGGACGAGCUAUAAGCGCAUUCAGAAUGCCAUGGAACGUUAUGUUAAUUAAUAUCUAUUUAUUUCAAAUCGUUAACUUUAACGGAACGUUUUUAUUUUUGUACCAUAUGUCAAUAUAGUUUGAAAGUGUGAAAACGUUUUUUGGUGCGUCCUAACGGAUAAAGCGCCGUGGCGGUACUUUAGUGUUUUAUUGUUUCGUGUGUUGCCUGUUCUGUAGCAUUGUUUGCCUUCCAUGCCACCCAAAGCAAACCUAAACUUCAGCUCAUUUCAUUGCUAGUUUCAUGAGUGUAUCGGACUGGUGCAAACUCCUUUCCUGGAGUCCGGGCUUCCUCUGUUCAUUUUGUCCAACCUCUGCAGGCUUGUGUCUUAAGAAUGACUUCAGUACGAUAUGCAUUUACAGUUCGGUUUGUCUCUCUGUGAAGAAGCUCAGGCUUUCAUAAUGCCUCUUUCAUUGCAUGUAACACCUCUUUGUUUCUUGUGCUGGGGAUGAUUUUAUGGACGGACUGCUUUGGUGUAACGGUGAAUCUCGCUCCUGUGAGGCACUACGUGCUGCUGUAAGCUAGCGAGGAGCAGUUCCUGUUUUAAAGUGAGUCUUCCUUGUUUUUCUUGCACAGGACUCUUGGAGAUGUCAAGUUAGCAGUGGGAUUAACCUCAAUGUUACAAAACCAGUCUGCUUAGUCCAUAUGGGUUGCUACAAGCUGCAUCCACAAUACAAAGGGCAGUUUUCAUAUUUGACAUUCAAACACUGCGUUUUCAGGAUCCAGCUCCAUCACUCCUCUACAGAACCUCAUUUUGAAUAAAGACAUUUACAAACCGAGCAGUAAAUUCAUACCUGUUUUUCAAGCUAUGCUAUGCAAAGGGCUCUCAUGAAACCAGCUAAUUAAGCAGUGGUACAGUACAUGUCUUUGUUAGAUAGCUGCUAUUUUAAUUGUCAAAAUUGAUGCUCAAAGAUGGAUUUUUUUAUGUUGUUGCUUUUCUUUGUUUUUUUUUUUUCUUUUUUUUAUUACCACGUGGUA
Molecule: messenger RNA, 3532 nt
Organism: Polyodon spathula (Mississippi paddlefish)
Lineage: Eukaryota; Metazoa; Chordata; Actinopteri; Acipenseriformes; Polyodontidae
Product: prolyl 3-hydroxylase 2-like
Exons: 15
Coding region: 468-2531 (687 amino acids)
Biological process (GO): collagen metabolic process
Cellular component (GO): endoplasmic reticulum
Molecular function (GO): procollagen-proline 3-dioxygenase activity; iron ion binding; L-ascorbic acid binding
Source: RefSeq, a predicted model, not a curated record